Molecule: messenger RNA, 810 nt
Organism: Neltuma alba
Lineage: Eukaryota; Viridiplantae; Streptophyta; Magnoliopsida; Fabales; Fabaceae
Exons: 3
Coding region: 1-810 (269 amino acids)
Molecular function (GO): zinc ion binding
Source: RefSeq, a predicted model, not a curated record
AUGGCAGAGCUGAGAACUAUGUCUCCUGAGUUACAUGAUUGGGUUAUCAAUCAAGGUGAUGUGAAUAGGUGGGCAAUGAGCAAGUUUCCAUUUAAAAGAUGGGACAAUAUAACAACCAAUAUAGCUGAGUCUUUCAAUUCUUGGAUGGUGAAGGAGAGAAAGCAUAAUGUGGCGCAAAUGAUCCAUGAGCAUCGGGAGAAAGUAGCAAGGAAGAUGCAUGCAUCAUAUAUGUGUAUGAGUAAGUGGAGGAAUUGUGUUGGGCCAAAAACCGAGGCAAAGGUUCUGGAGAAUGUGUAUUUCAGUAGGUAUAUGAGUUGUGACAAUUAUGGAGGCGGAAGACUGUGUGUACAUACAUCUCGUGGAGAUCAAAGAGUAGACCUUGGUCUACACCAAUGUAGUUGUCUUGGUUGGCAAAUGUCAGGAAUUCCAUGCUGCCAUGCUUGUGCAGCCAUUAAGACUGUGGGGGGAAAUGUAUAUGAAUAUGUUGAAGAUUGUUACAAAAUUUCAGCACAGGAGAAAAUAUAUGGCAGGAGCAUGGUUCCAGUGGUAACAAUCGAUAUGCCUAACCCAAAUGACUAUAGGUUUGAGAAUCUUGUUGAACAAACCUUGCUUUUACCACCAAAUACAAGUAGGCCUCCUGGAAGACCAAGGACUAAACGGCAGGAAUCACAAUUCCAGAACAAAAAAACUGCUUACUUGUUAUAUCAGCAAAUAGAGGUUGCUGUCAAACCACAUACUGCUUACUUGUUAUAUCAGCAAAUAGAGGUUGCUGUCAAACCACCUGUGCUUUGUGGUUAUUUGGCAUACUGA